Molecule: messenger RNA, 837 nt
Organism: Eupeodes corollae
Lineage: Eukaryota; Metazoa; Arthropoda; Insecta; Diptera; Syrphidae
Product: UPF0193 protein EVG1 homolog
Exons: 4
Coding region: 172-762 (196 amino acids)
Source: RefSeq, a predicted model, not a curated record
UCUGAUCGUUCAGAGCUUCAAAUUCGUGUUUCUUUUUUAGUUCUGAACAUGUUCAAAGUGUGCUCUGUAAGCUCAAACUAAAAUAACAGAGUAAAUGGAGUAGAAUGCUACAAAAACAAUUUGAUAUUCAAAAGCUGGGAAAAUAAAAAAAUCAUCGUCAAAACAAUAAAAAUGGUGGAAGAGGCUGGUCGCACUAAUGCAGAAGUGCUGAUGGAAGAAUCUAAACUCAGUAUGCAAAUAAGAAAGCAAAUCAACUAUCAUUUGCGUAAUGGAGAUCCAUUGCCAGCGCGUCCGCCACCAAUAAAGACCACUCCCAAGAAUAUGGACGACAAUACUCGAGCUCUCUACAUAAUCCAAAAAGCUCGUGCUGCCAAAAAGAAGAGCCUUAAUUCUAUUCUUGCCAGUGGUGCUUAUGAAAUGCCAAGGUAUCGUCCAAAUCCAGAUGGGAAGAUGCCAUCGAAUAAGGCCAAACUCAAAUUACAAGAAGUAAUGAGUGGUAUUCGACACUCAGAAGUUUGUCUCAAACCAAAGAAAAGACCUGAGCAGAUAGAAGAAGAUUCUUAUGAUCCAGAAGAUCUUAUAAAUGAAUUACUCGACCAAAUUAAUGAACGAGCAGAUUGGUUGGCUGAAAUGGAAGAACUAGGUGAAGGCAAGAAGUACCGAGAUGAUAUUAAAUCACAAAUAGCAGAUCGUUUGAGAAAAAUAAAAAUGUUAGAAAAACAAAUAGAACUCAAGAAACAGGGAUAUCGGUUUGUCGAAUAAGGAGUUCAAUUCAAAAUUACUGAAAUAAUUAAACAAAUAUGUAUGCGAGUUUUUUUUUCAAAAUUUAAUUUUUUA